AUGCUCAGCGCCGCCCGGGGGCCCACGGGAGCUCGCGCCCCACAGCCCCUGCGCGUCCAGCCCUCUGCGAGGGCCUUGGCUCGCCCCUGCGGGGUCCAACGCCAGCCUGCUGCUGCCAGGCCCCACGCCGGCCAGGAAGUGCUCUUGGAAGGAGCUGAAAAUGUGUGUCUGACAUGCAAGCUCAGUGGGGCAGAGACCCGUGGAUUGCUGUGCCCUGCCCUCCGGACCCGGAUCAUGAAGGUGUUGGGAAGAAGCUUCUUCUGGGUGCUGUUUCCCGUCCUUCCCUGGGCGGUGCAGGCUGUGGAGCACGAGGAGGUGGCGCAGCAUGUGAUCAAACUGCACCGCGGGCGAGGGGUGGCCGCCAUGCAGAGCCGGCAGUGGGUCCGGGACAGCUGCAGGAAGCUCUCAGGGCUUCUCCGCCAGAAGAAUGCGGUUCUGAACAAACUGAAAACUGCAAUUGGAGCAGUGGAGAAAGACAUGGGCCUGUCGGAUGAAGAGAAACUGUUUCAGGUGCACACGUUUGAAAUUUUCCAGAAAGAGCUGAAUGAAAGUGAAAAUUCCGUUUUCCAAGCUGUCUACGGACUGCAGAGAGCCCUGCAGGGGGAUUACAAAGAUGUCGUGAACAUGAAGGAGAGCAGCCGGCAGCGCCUGGAGGCCCUGAGAGAGGCUGCAAUAAAGGAAGAAACAGAAUAUAUGGAACUUCUGGCAGCAGAAAAACAUCAAGUUGAAGCCCUUAAAAAUAUGCAACAUCAAAACCAAAGUUUAUCCAUGCUUGACGAGAUUCUUGAAGAUGUAAGAAAGGCAGCAGAUCGUCUGGAGGAAGAGAUAGAGGAACAUGCUUUUGAUGACAAUAAAUCAGUCAAGGGGGUCAAUUUUGAGGCAGUUCUGAGGGUGGAGGAAGAAGAGGCCAAUUCUAAGCAAAAUAUAACAAAACGAGAAGUGGAGGACGACUUGGGUCUUAGCAUGCUGAUUGACUCCCAGAACAACCAGUAUAUUUUGACCAAGCCCAGAGAUUCAACCAUCCCACGUGCAGAUCACCACUUUAUAAAGGACAUUGUUACCAUAGGAAUGCUGUCCUUGCCUUGUGGCUGGCUAUGUACAGCCAUAGGAUUGCCUACAAUGUUUGGUUAUAUUAUUUGUGGUGUACUUCUGGGACCUUCAGGACUAAAUAGUAUUAAGUCUAUUGUGCAAGUGGAGACAUUAGGAGAAUUUGGGGUGUUUUUUACUCUUUUUCUUGUUGGCUUAGAAUUUUCUCCAGAAAAGCUAAGAAAGGUGUGGAAGAUUUCCUUACAAGGGCCGUGUUACAUGACACUGUUAAUGAUUGCAUUUGGCUUGCUGUGGGGGCAUCUCUUGCGGAUCAAACCCACGCAGAGCGUCUUCAUUUCCACGUGUCUGUCCUUGUCAAGCACACCCCUCGUGUCCAGGUUCCUCAUGGGCAGUGCUCGGGGUGACAAAGAAGGCGACAUUGACUACAGCACCGUGCUCCUCGGCAUGCUGGUGACGCAGGACGUGCAGCUCGGGCUCUUCAUGGCCGUCAUGCCGACUCUCAUACAGGCGGGCGCCAGUGCAUCUUCUAGAACAAGCCAUCGUCAUCAUAGGAGACGACAGCUCUGUGCCGGUUAUUCUAGAACAAGCCAUCGUCAUCAUAGGAGACGACAGCUCUGUGCCGGUUAUUCUAGAACAAGCCGUCGUCGUCGUAGGAGACAACAGCUCUGUGCCGGUUAUUCUAGAACAAGCCGUCGUCGUCGUAGGAGACGACAGCUCUGUGCUGGUUAUUCUAGAACAAGCUGCCGUCGUCGUAGGAGACAACAGCUCUGUGCCGGUUAUUCCACCUGAAGACCUUGCAGUGGGACAGGAUGCGGACGUGGAAGACAGCGACACUGAUGGUCCUGACCCUGUGCGGGUUUAGGCUAAUGUGUGUUUGUGUCUUAGUUUUUAACCAAAAAGUUAAAAAAGUUAAAAGAAAUUAAAAUAGAAAAAAACUUAUAGAAUAAAUAAGAAGAAAGAAAAUAUUUUUUGUACAGCCAUACAGUUUCUGUUUUAAGUGUCAUUACAAAAGAGUCAAAAAGUUUUUAAAAACCUUAAAGUUUAUAAAGUUAAAAAGUUACAGUAAGUUAAGGUUAAUACUGAAGAAAGAAAAAUAUUUUUAAUAAACUCAGCACAGUUGGCCAGGUGUGGUGGCUCACACCUGUAAUCCUAGCCUUUGGGAGGCCAAGGCAGGAGGAUCGCUUGAGUUUAGGAGUUCAAGACCAGCCUGGGCAACAUAGCAAGACCUCAUCUCUACCAAAAAAAAAAAAAUUAGCCAGGCGUGGUGGCGCACAGCCAUAGUCCCAGCUACUCUGGAGGUGAAGGCUGUAGGAUUGCUUGAGCCUGGGAGAUAAAGGCUGCAGUGAGCUGUGAUCAUACCGCUGCUCUCCAGCCUGGACAACACAAUGAGACACUGUCUCGGUUUAGUGUAGCCUGAGUGUACAGCGCCUGUGGCGUCUGCCGUGGUUUACCGUAGUGUCCAAGGCUCUCACAUUCACUCACCCUCACUCCCUGACUCACUCAGAGCAACCUCCAGUCCUGCAAGCGCCCUGUACGGGUGUGCCAUUUUUACCUUUGAUGCUAUACUUUCAGUGUGUAUUUUCUGUGUUUAGAUAUGCAAAUACUUACCAUUGUGUUACAGUUGGCUGCAGUAUUCAGUGCAGUCACGUGCUGUGCAGGUGUGUGGUCCAGGAGCAGGAGGCUGUGCCAGGCGGCCUGGGUGGGUCUGGGUUUGUGUAAAUGCACUCUGGAACGUCUGCACAAUGAUGAAAUUGCCUCAUGAUGCUUCUCAGAAUGUGUCCCCAUUGUGAAGUGACACAUGACUGUGUAAUUGUUGUCUUUUCUCUUCUUUUAUUGAAUACCACAGCAGAUGGUGUUGUAAUUUUUACUGCAGACAUCAAAUACGAUUUUGAAAACUCAGGAGGAAAAGGAUAAUCUAUUCUUCUCAUACCUAUUUUUACCCAUUCUGGUGUUCUUCUUUUCCUUCUGAUGUUCCAAUCUAUCUUCUGUAAUCAUUUCCUCUCUGUGUAGAGAACUUUCUUUGGUCAUUCUUUCAUGGUUAAUCUGCUGGCCACAAAUUCUCUAAGUUUUUCUUCGUCUGGGAAUGGCCUUUGUCCCCGCGUCACUCCGAGGGCAUCUCACAGGAUGUGGAUUUCCAGGUGGUGGCUCUCCUCAUCCAGUGCCUGGGAAGCGCAUGUCCCUGCCCCCAGCUUCUGUGUUCCAGCUAUGAAACCUGCUGCUGUUUAGACUUGUGCUUCUCUCGAAGGAAUGAGGGGUUUCUCUCUGGCAGCUUUCAAGGUUUUUUUCUCUGUCUUUAGUUUUCAGAAAUUGUAUUACCAUACAUCCUGGAGCAGACUUCUCUGGGUUUGUUCUAUUUGGAUUCAGUUGGCUUCUCGCAUCUGUGGGUUUAUGUCUCUUGGCUAACAGGAAGUUUUCAGCCAUUAUUUCCUCACAUCCUUUUUCGGUCCACUUGUUCUCUCCUUCUGCGAUUGCAGAAACUUAGAAAUCUGCUCUUUGGUUAGGGUCCUGCGGGUCUCUGAGGCCUUGACCGUCCUCGGUCCGUUUCUGUGUGUUCAGGCAGAUGAAUUCUGUCUGUCCUCGGGGUCACCGGUUCUGCCCUCUCUCGUCUCCACUCUGCCACUUAGCCCAUCCCCAGAGAUUUUUAUUAUGACUGUAUUUUUUUAGUUGUAUAAUUUCCACUUACUUAUUUUAUGUAGCCUUUAUUUCUUGGCUGAGAUUUUCUAUUUUUUAUUUGUUUACAGAGAGUGUUUGUGGCCUUUUGAAGCGUUUUAAUCAUGGCUGCUUUAACACCCUCAUCAGAUAACUCCAGUAUCCAUUCAUCUCGAUGUGAAGUCUGGCGCUUGUCUUUUCUCCUUCAAGUUGUGAUUUUCCCGAUUCUUAAUAUGAUGAGCGACUUUUUGUUGUAUCCUGGGUGGUUCGUGUGUUUAUUAGGAGGCUUUAAACCAGUGACUCCCCUGGGGAGGGUGGUGUGAGGCCUGGCCAGGGGGUUCUGCUUCCUGCCAGGCCCCCAGCCCCACCCCGGCCCAAACGGCUGACAAGCGCUUCCUCAUGGCAGGCGGUGGGGUGGAAGAAUUUUUUAGUAUUUGCCUUUUGCCAGAUCUUCUGUUACGUCUUCCCUGCUGUCGGUAGCUCAGCCAGGCAGGCAGGAAAGUAGAAGGAAUGAACGGCUGUUUACCUGGGUUUUCCAGAGGUUCAGCCCAGGCUAGAGCCCCAGCUUGGCCAUGCUCUGGCCGUGCAAGCCCUGGCAGCUUUCUGUGAAUUGGGGAGGACGUGGGAACAGUGCCUACCUGGUGGACCGUGGGAAGACUGAAAGAGAAAGCCAGGCAGGGCACUUAGUGCAGCCGCUGGUGGAGGCAGUGGUUAGAGUUCACUCGCUAGAGGGUCCUUGUGAUAAGAGGGUCCUUGUGAUAAGAGGGUCCUUAUGAUAAGAGGGUCCUUAUCAUGGCCAUUUUCCUUUGAUCCAGAUGUCUUUAAAUAUCAGAAAAAUAACGCUUUUAGUCCCAACCGCCACAUCGGAAUCAGUUCUUAUUCCUUCUGGCUACAAUGUCCAACAUAAGUUGAACAACAUAAUUUGGACAACAGAAGGAAGGGUUGUCAUGCUAGCCGGAGAUGACUUCUAGUUAAGAGGUCUGAGCAUUUUCCACGCACAACCAGUUAUUCUCAACGGAGGGCGGACUCUCCAUACGAAACAAGCAGAGCCCUGGCAGAGACUGCAGGGCAUUUGUAAAACUCAAACACCACGUUGAUCUCACUGCCAUGUUCUUUCCAGUUACACGCAGGUCUAACAUGCUGGCAUAAGACACUGUCUUAAUCAGGACACUUUUAAAGCUUUUUUUUUCCUUUUUUCCAAUUCAAAAAAUUAAUGCAGUACAGGUAUUGAUCCCACCGAAAUUGUUCUAAUUCAGUCAUGACACUUCAUGUUUACAAAGAGUUGAUGGCUUGGAAAAAUACUCUGUAAUGCUGUUAAACUUAAGAAACAGAAUCGGGCCGGGCGCAGCGGCUCACGCUGUCAUCCCAGCACUUUGGGAGGCUGAGGCAGGAAGAUGGCUUGAGAGCCGGGGGCGGCGGCUCCCGCCUGUCAUCCCAGCGCUUUGGGAGGCUGAGGGGGGCGGAUCACGAGGUCAGGAGAUCGAGACCGUCCUGGCUAACACGGCGAAACCCCAUCUCUACUAAAAAUACAAAAAAUUAGCCAGGCAUGGUGGCACGUGCCUGUAUUCCCAGCUACUCGGGAGGCUGAGGCAGGAGAAUCACUUGAAUCCAGGAGGCAGAGGUUGCAGUGAGCUGAGAUCACGACACUGCACUCCAGCUUGGGCAACAGAGCAAGACUCUAUCUCAAAAAAAAAAAAACAAAAGAAA
Molecule: messenger RNA, 5403 nt
Organism: Pan troglodytes (chimpanzee)
Lineage: Eukaryota; Metazoa; Chordata; Mammalia; Primates; Hominidae
Gene: SLC9D1
Product: transmembrane and coiled-coil domains 3
Exons: 9
Coding region: 1-1836 (611 amino acids)
Biological process (GO): proton transmembrane transport; potassium ion transmembrane transport
Cellular component (GO): membrane
Molecular function (GO): potassium:proton antiporter activity
Source: RefSeq, a predicted model, not a curated record